AUGUCAUCACCGCUAGCACACCUUCCGUCACGGCCAGAAAGAGCCCGCGUCAAACACUCAGAAAACAUUGCGUUGGAGGCGACAGGGUUCCAACCUGCUCUACAGAGCGGCCUGAAGAAGCCCAAGAAAAGAACACGGCGACGGGCUAUGCACGAAGUUUCACUGAAGUCGUCUUUACCAAUGCCGUCCAAAUUGUCCGAAGACCCCAUCUUUACUUACUUCCAGGAGGAAACUGAGAAGAAAGACGGUGCAAGCUGUGUCUUCUUGCUAUGGGGUUCUGAAAACUCUGAAAGCUUCACAACCUGGGCUGUGGACGUUCCGAUUACCGACGUUGAAAGUGAGCAAGAUAUCUUCGAUUCAUUAGCCAAGAGAUAUCACAAAGAACUCGGCCUCUUGCGAAGGUGCUUUUCCUUCAGGAAAUUCAAUAGACUCAGGCCCGCCACUUUUCGAUUUAUCUGUCGUUCCUCGAAAAAGUUUUUAGUCUUCGUUGAACCUUUAGACCUGGACGACUGGCGCAAGAGCUACUCUGAGCAACAAGAAGAAGCGACAAAACUCAUUGAAUCGAUAGAAGACUUCGAUUCCACCGAUUUUCCAGAUCACUGCUAUCGCGACAACUCUGGGGAAUACAAUCAUUGCAACAGCGACUGCCCAACCAACUCUUCAAAACUCUCCGGUGUUUCGACCUGUCCGUUCCAGGAAUGGGACAGGUGCAAUGAUCAGAUACGUUGGAUUAAAACCGCGUCUUUCCUUUCUUGCUACUUUCACAACCCACUAGGUGCAAGCUCUCAGAAGAUACUUAAUGGCUUGAGUAAUCAUCACUUCAUCCACCACUAUAGGAACAUCUGUUUGCCCGCCGUCGAGUUUCGACCGCAGAACAGAUAUCUAGAACUACAUGGCUUGUACGUUGAGACUGCGUGGUGUCCUAGAAAAUGCCUCUGUGUAUUUCUAGGUAUUCUCCUUUCUGUAGUAAUUGGAGGAAAAGUUUUCUGGGGCAGCUGGGAGAUAAUAUUCGGCGCUGGAAGCUUCAUUGUCGCUUUGCUGAUGUUGGUAUUGACGGUACUUAAUUUGUAUGAUGUCUGA
Molecule: messenger RNA, 1080 nt
Organism: Boeremia exigua
Lineage: Eukaryota; Fungi; Ascomycota; Dothideomycetes; Pleosporales; Didymellaceae
Exons: 3
Coding region: 1-1080 (359 amino acids)
Source: RefSeq, a predicted model, not a curated record